AUGUGUGACACCCAACUCUGAGAAUCGGCCGCGUCACAUUCGUCUCGCGGUCUCCCUCUCUCUCUCUCUCUCUGGCUAGUCUCAGUUACCCCGUGGACGUCGGAGAGGGAGGAUGUUAGACUUUCUCCUCCGUGCCGCGCUACCGUGCCACACCCGCUCCAACGUUCCAGUUUGACGGCCCUCGGUUAGGUGAAUAGCAAGGAGUAACGAACGCUGAACAGUCGAAGAGGAAAAGGCAAAAGAAGAAGAAAACGAAAGAGAGAACAGAAGAAGAAAUAUAGAAAGAAGAAGAAAUAAGGAAGAAAAGGAAGAAAGUAACAACGAAAAGGGGAAGAAGAAGAAAAUGAAGAUGCCUUAUGUGUUGGAAAGAAGAGACGAAAACCAUGGGAUGAAGAUGGAGGGAGAAUGGAUGAGAAGAAGAGAAGAGGAAGAGGAGGAGAAGGAAGAAGAGGAAGAAAAUAACACAGACGACGAAAACCCACCAGACGAAGAAGAAGAAGAAAGAGGAAGAAGAAGAACAAGAGGAACAGGAAGAAGAAUAGAAGAAGGAGAAUAUGAAACAAAAGGAAAGUUAAUAUUGAUUGAACGAAUGAAAAUAACAAAGAAUGACGAAAAGGAAGAAGAAAAAGAAGAAAACGUUGACGAAAUAUGGAAAGAGGAAGAAGAAAAAGGAGGAGGAAGAGGAGGAGGAGGAGGAAGAGGAAGAAGAAGACUUAGACACCGUUGCUUCUUUCACCAUUGCUGUGGAGGAAGACAUCCGGAGGAGGAGGGGAAGAAAAAGAAGAAGGAGGAGAAGAAGAAGGAGGAGGAGGAGGAGGAGGAGAUGGAGGAACUUAUUAAGAGCGAAAGUAGAAUCUUGGAAACUCAAAAUAAUGAUAAUAAUAAUGUUGAUGAUGAUGAUGAUGGUGGUGGUGGUGGUGAUGAUGGUGAUGAUGGUGUUGAUAGACCGAACCAACCCUUUCCACCACCACCCUUCAACACCAUUCACCACCCAUCAACACCACACCACCACCACCACCCCCACCCAUACACACCCUGUCUCUGCUGUCACCCUAACCCCCCUCCCUGCCACCCCCCCUUCCAGUAUGACCUCCCCCCUACCUCCCCCUUCCCUACCCAUACCCCCAACACUUACCCCCACCACCCACCCAGUCAGCCAGUCACUCAGUCAGUCAGUCAGUCCACUCGUAACAUAUUCGUAUACCCAGUCAGUCAGCCAGGCUUUCACUCAGUCAGUCAACCAGUUAGUCAGUCAGGCAGUCAGGCAGUCAGUCAGCCUGUCACCCAAACCACACACUCACACGGUCAAUCUUUCUUUCAUCCAGUCAGUCACCCAGUCAACCACAACACCCACCCACACACUCAGGCUUUCUUUCACCCAGUUAACCCACUAUUCAGUCAACCAGUCAGUCAGUCCACCCAUAUCACAAACCCACACCCACAUACUCCGCCAUUUUUCCAACCAUAUCACCACCCAGUCAGUCAGUUAGUUAGCCCCCCAGUUACUUCACCAGGCAGGGAGAAGCGCCCCCCGUCCCCCUCCUUCGGGAAAAACUACAUCACAAGUCUAGCGUUUCUGGCAAGAGUUGAUCAUGUGGCGAGGGUGUUACUGGGGCGGACGGUAUCACUCAAAGAUUUGGCUGUGUCGCCCUCGCCUGCCCUGUCCCUAACGCUGCCCCCACCUGAAGAGAGAAGAGGAGGAGGAGAAAGAGGAGUAGAAGAAGGAGAGGAGAGAAAAACAGAUGAUGUGAUAGAUUAUGAGUUUACGAAUGGGAUAGCUAAAGAAAGAGAGAGAAGAAGAGGAGGAGGAGGAGAAAAAACAGGAGAUAUGAUAGAUUACGAGAGUGAAGAAGGGGAAAUAGAAGAAAGAAAUAGGAAAACAAGAGAAGAUGAAGAAAGAAGGACAAGAGGAGGAAAAGUUGUAAUAGAAAACCAAAUUAAAGAAGGAAAAGGAGGAAGAGGAGGAGGAGAAGAAGAAGGUAGGAAAGGAAGUUUAGUAUCAAGAGUAUUUACCGAACGAAGAAGAGAAGGAAAGAAUAAAGGAAAGGAGGAAAGAGGAAAUGACGAAGUAAAGGAAACGAGAGAAAUGGAAGAAGAAAUAAAGGAAGGGAGAAAAGGAGGAAGAGGAGAAAGAAGAAAAGAAGAAAAAGGGAGAGAAGAAAGAUCACCACCACCACCAUCACCACCUUUCACCUCCACCCAACACGAGGUCAAAGGUCAAGGUCGAGACUCACGUGACCUCCAGCGCCUUCAGGAGACCCUUGCCCUGUGUGGGGGUGGCGGGAAGGGGGAGCAGGAGGUCACGCCCCCCUUGAGACAGUACUGCAGGAGUCUUCUCCUGGUCGUCCUCUGCCCUGACAACCUUCCCCAUGAAGUUGCCUUGGUAGGAAACAGCGUACAGGAACUUGAGGGGAGGGCGUACAGCGAUCACAGUGGGAGCCAGGUAAGUGUGUGUGUGUGUGUGUGUGUGUGUGUGUGUGUGUGUGUGUGUGUGUGGGGGAGGGGGGGGGGAAAGGAAGGAAGGAAGGUAUUGAGUCGUUUGUGUGGAAGGAAGGGAAGGAAAGGAAGGGAAGGAAGGGAGAGUCAUUUGUGUGGAAGGAAGGAAGGAAGGAAAAGUCGUUUGUGUAGAAGGAAGGAAGGAGGAAAAGAAGGUAAAUAAUGUGUGAAGGAAGGA
Eriocheir sinensis (Chinese mitten crab) is the source of this 2674-nucleotide messenger RNA. RefSeq lists its product as uncharacterized. Bases 344 to 2659 code for a protein of 771 amino acids. NCBI's taxonomy places the organism in Eukaryota, Metazoa, Arthropoda, Malacostraca, Decapoda, Varunidae. The transcript is spliced from 3 exons. The record is from RefSeq and is a predicted model, not a curated record.